Messenger RNA from Trichomonas vaginalis G3, 1839 nucleotides. Its product is annotated as bifunctional inhibitor/lipid-transfer protein/seed storage 2s albumin superfamily protein family. Lineage: Eukaryota; Parabasalia; Trichomonadida; Trichomonadidae. The transcript has a single exon. The record is from RefSeq and is a predicted model, not a curated record. The coding region runs from base 1 to 1839 and encodes 612 amino acids.
AUGCCAGAUUACGAAAUAUAUAUUCCAGAUUACGAAAACGUAUACAAUAACGAAUAUGUUUCCAGAACUUUAUCAGAAAAUGAUAAUAUCAAUAAUCAGCAAACAAGGUAUCAGUUCUACUAUUGCAAUAUUCUAAUUAGCAAAUUAAGCGUCACAAAUUGUUGGGCUUUAGGAUCAGGAGUAGAUCCUGCAUCUGGUGGAGCCAUCUACGUGUAUAAAUCUUCACUAACAACGAGCGGCGAUGAAAAUAAUUUUAAAUCAAAUCGUGCAGCAACAGGUGGAGCCAUCUGCUGCGUCCAAUCACAAGUAUACUUAAUUAAAUCCAUCUUUAACAAGAAUGUUGCUUACAAAUUUGGUGGUGCCGUGUGUUAUGAUGGAGAUUCCAAUUUAGUAAACACUCUCAACGUCAGAUUAGUACUCCAAGAGUGCAAUUUCAUUGAAAAUAGGGCGCAUUCAUGUGGCGGAGGCUUAUCAGUCAUUGCCUGUACAGAAGCCAUACUAGAUCAUUGUGAAUUUAAGCAAAACCAUGCUGCAUCAUUUGGCGGAGGCAUGGAAUGCUGUAUGACAAAGAGAUUAGACAUUUUCGAUACCAAAUUCAUUAACAAUUACAUUACAAACCACUUCUUAGAUGAAAAAGAAGUUGAAGAUGAAAAUAAAAAACAAUAUCAGAAAUCUAUCAAAUUUGGAGGUGGCGCUUUGUAUUUUGAAGGUCCACCAAUGCCUAAAAAUGGUGAACCACCAAGUGUUUAUGCAUCGUUUUAUACACAGAGCUGUUGUUUCUUCAAUAACUUUGUUUUAGACAAAGAUAACACCGAUGAAUAUGAUUUUUCACAGACAGAAGAUGCAACAACAUAUGGAGGAAGAGGUCAUGAGAUAUAUUUGAAUUCUUAUAUUGGAUGGAAUUCGAUGAAUGAUGAUUUUAAGAAUCCAGAAUUUUCCCAAAAUCUUCCUAAUCAAUACAUUUAUUACACACAACCCGAUGGAAAAAAUCUAAAUUGGGUAAUAAUGCAAACAAAUGGAACUGCACCUGUUUGUGAAGAAUCAGGAAAAUCAAUUAAUAGAGCUACAACAGAUGAUAUUUCAUAUGCAACAAUAAGUAAUAGUUUCGAAGGAGAACAAAAAAUUUCUGAUCUUCCUUCUCCAUCAGAAUAUACAUAUGUUGCUACACAAUUCACAAGAGUACCAAGAGAAACGCCAUAUAAUAAAUUCCCUACAGCAAAACCAUUAGAAAAAGAUGUUUUUCCAUUUACAUUUUCAAGUUUCAGUGUAAUUGCUACAAAUGCAAUUACUCCUCAUUCAACUCCAUUUAGUACUGCUUUCGAAACACCUCAUUCUACACCACAUUCAAGAGCAUUUUCUACAGCACAUUCUACUCCAUUUAGUACUGCAUUUGAGACACCACAUUCUACACCACAUUCAACAGGCCAUGUAACUCCAUUUGCAACUGUAUUUUCUACUGCGGAAAAAACAGCAUUUGAAACACCUUUCAGUACUGCACAUUCCACAGCUCAUUCAACUCCAUUUUCUACAGCACAUUCAACACCAUUUGUUACUGCUUUCGAAACACCUUUCAGUACUGCACAUUCAACAGCUCAUUCAACUCCUUUCGAUACAGUAUUUUCUACUGCAGAAAAAACAGCAUUUGAAACACCUUUUUCAACAGCACAUUCCACAGCAUUUUCUACAGCACAUGAAACACCAUUUUCUACUGCUUUCAAAACUGCUUUUGAAACUCCAUUUUCUACUGCUUUUAUUACUGCUUUUAAAACUCCAUCUUCUACUGCUUUUGUUACUGCUUUUGAAACUCCAUCUUCUACUGCUUUUGUUACUGCUUUUUAA